Tricharina praecox is the source of this 1295-nucleotide messenger RNA. RefSeq lists its product as uncharacterized. The coding region runs from base 223 to 1194 and encodes 323 amino acids. NCBI's taxonomy places the organism in Eukaryota, Fungi, Ascomycota, Pezizomycetes, Pezizales, Pyronemataceae. The record is from RefSeq and is a predicted model, not a curated record. The transcript has 2 exons.
GGGAGUUGCUGGACGGCCGUAUAAGUAUGGCCAUGUGCUCCGAUAUCUCGAAGUCUCUCUCCUCAUCCACUCGGUACAUCAGAUCACUCUCUUUCUUCCUCGCUCUUUCCCUCUUUCUUCAACGGCCAGCCGUUCUUUCCACAUUCAUUAUCAUUAAUUGACACCGAGCUGCGCUCACCCCACAAUCACUUCAAAACCGAAUCCCCAAUUUCCACUACAAAAAUGCAGUUCACCACCCCCACCAUUCUCCUCGCCCUCGCCAGCCUCCUCUCCUCCGUCUCGGCCCACGGUGUGAUCGUCAGCCCGACCCCGCGCACGCCGGGAACGGCAUAUGAAGCCGCCUGCGGCAACACCAUCUACAACAACCAGAAGGCUGACCAGGCGGGGCCGAUCCAGCUGCUGAUGCAGUCGGCCAGCUCGAUCACCGACCUGGACGCCUGCAACCUGUGGUUAUGCAAGGGCUACCAGUUCGACGACAACACGGCGAACGUGCAGACAUACACUCCCGGCGAGACGAUCCAGAUGCAGGUCGACAUCCGCGCGCCCCACACCGGCUACGCAAACGUCUCCAUCGUCAACACGAAGAGCAACAGCGUCGUCGGCACUGCGCUGAAGACCUGGGAGUCGUACGCUAGCACGUCGACCGGCGUCACCGCAGACGAGACUAGCUUUGAGAUCACUGUGCCCGCCGACCUCGACGGUUGCACUACCGCUGGUGACUGUGUCAUCCAGUGGUUCUGGUACGCGCCCCCCGGUGUCGACCAGACCUACGAGGGGUGUGUCGACUUUGUGGUUGGAGGAUCCGGCAGCACCCCGUCCAGCAGCGCUCCCACGAGCACCAAGUCGACCGCCGUCCCCGUCAAGACCGCCACCAAAUCCGCCGCCGUCCCGGUGUACACCACCACCGCCGCGACCAUCAAGCCCACGUCCACCUCAGUGACCAAGCCCAUGUACACUACGACCUCCAAGGCGGCUCCCGUUUACACUACUGCGGCCCCUAGCACGCUCAUGACCAAGACCCGCACGUCGACCACCGCCCCGGCCACCGCACCCGCCGCAGGCGCGACAAAGACCUCGCAGAGCAUCAACCAGUGCCUCGACGCUGUCAACGAGUGCAUCCGCAAUGCGCAGAGCGCGCGCGGUGGCGCUGUGGACUUUUCGAGCUGUGAGGCGCAGAGGGCUGCUUGCUACUAGAAGGCUAGCCGUUCGUAGAUGGAGACGGAGGGAGAAUUGGAAGGAGGAAGGGAGGGGGGAAGAGAAGGGAUGGGAGUUGCAUCGUGGAUAUAGCAUUGGAG